UCAACCUCAUUUUCCCAUCAUCUCCCUCCUCUUCAUCUUCCUCAUCCUCCUCCACCUCCUCCUCACCAGGCAAACGCGGCGCGCGCGCGCAGGUGUGACCAUGGCCAUCACCACCACCACCUCCUCCCUCUCCGCAAACGACAACAACAACAACAACGACAAGCCAGUCGGCAGCAGUAUCCCCAUCAUCGACUUCGCGGCGCUCCUGUCUGAAGACGAAGACGACGACAACCUGCGGCCCGAGCAGUACGCCAAGGUCGGGGGCGAGCUGUAUCAGGCCUUUAAGAAGGUCGGCUUCGCAUACGUCAAGAACCAUGGCGUGCCGCAGGACAUGGUCGACGAGGCCUUUGAAUGGAGCCGCAGGUUCUUCGCCCUCCCGCAGAGCGAAAAGGACAAGGUGCCGCACCCGCCCGAGGGGUGGUACCACCGGGGCUACUCGGGCGUCGGGCGCGAAAAGGUGUCGCAAAACGUCUUCGACGCCGAGGGCAUCGCGCGCGAGCGCAGCGUGCCCGACUGCAAGGAGUCGUUUGAGAUGGGCGGCGAGCACGAGGAGCGCCUGCGCAACAUCAUGCCCGACGAGCACGUCCUGCCGGGCUUCCGCGCCUUCUUCGCCCGCUUCUUCGACGCCUGCUACCGCCUCGAGCUGCGCCUGCUGCGCGCCGUCGCCGUCGGCAUGGGCCUCGGCGGCGACCCGGACUACUUUGUCGACUACCACCGCGCCCGCAGCAACCAGAUCCGCCUCCUGCACUACCCGCCCGUCGAGGAGGAGCUCCUCGCCCAGGGCAAGGUCGACUGCAUCGGCGCGCACACCGACUUUUGCACCCUGACGGUGCUGUUUCAGGACGAGGUCGGCGGGCUCGAGGUCGGGACGGCGGCGGCCUGCGAUGGCGAUGCUGGUGAUGCUGGUGAUGCAGCUGCUGGUGGUGGCGGCAGCAACAGCAGCAGUAGAUUCACCCCCGCGCCCUUCAUCCCCGGCACGGCCGUCGUCAACAUCGGCGACUUCCUCAUGCGCUGGACCAACGACGAGCUCAAGUCGACGCUGCACCACGUGCGCACCCCGCCCGUCGACGAGCGCGACGUCGAGCCCGGCCGCCCGCGCAUGACGCGCGAGCGCUACUCCAUCCCCUACUUCGUCGCCGCCGACGGCCACCGUACCAUCGACUGCGUCCCCGGCUGCUGGGGGCCCGGCCGCCCCAAAAAGUACGCCCCCAUCAACGCGGGCGAGUACAUGGACAUGCGCCUCAAUGCCACGUACUAGUAAUAAGUUGGAGUAGUUGGAUGUGUGUCGUCUACCACUCCUACCUAUCUACCUACCUCCCUCUCCAGGUGGCGACACAAUAGUCGUCGUCAGUGGGUCACUGUCAGUCAAGUCAGCUCGACGCUACAAGCCAUCAUCAUCAUCAUCAUCAUCAUCAGCCUCGGUGAGAGAGGAGGGGGCGGGGGACCGGGAGGGGGGCAAACAGCCUGUUGCUACUUUGCCUCUUUCAUGUGCUUCUUUCCCCUUUCCCCUUUCCCCUUGUUGCCUCGCAGUCAUAGGCAGUAGGCCCUCGCAUCACAUGUGCAAAUUUCGGAACUGAGAGACUCAAAACUCGGUACGUAGUAGCAUUGCGGGCGGAGAAUUUUAUUAUCACGUCAGUCCUUCUUGGCUCGUACGAAGAGAGCAGCAUAUCCUCCGCUGUACGUACGUGGGUAGUCGUUUCCUUGGCAAAUGGGGGUCCUUCGCAGUCGGCCCCCUUUUCGGGCCCGUAACGAACCAUAUACGUAUGCAAGUGUUCCCCGUGGAUCGUCGUCGCUAUUUAUACAUACCCUACCUACC
Purpureocillium takamizusanense is the source of this 1816-nucleotide messenger RNA. RefSeq lists its product as uncharacterized. The transcript is spliced from 2 exons. Gene Ontology annotation, molecular function: dioxygenase activity. Bases 101 to 1258 code for a protein of 385 amino acids. NCBI's taxonomy places the organism in Eukaryota, Fungi, Ascomycota, Sordariomycetes, Hypocreales, Ophiocordycipitaceae. The record is from RefSeq and is a predicted model, not a curated record.